AUGCGCCUGUCUUCGCAGUCUGAUGGUGAUGAAGCGACUGGAAAAGGUUUAUUACCUUCACGAUGGAUAUUUUCAUCAUUGUUGUCACGAUCAACUAGCAGCCGGCAUCGUAAGAAAAGGCAAUCACAAAAACAACUUUCAUUCGAUGUGGGCUUAUCAAAUCACCAAAAGAGAAAAUCGAGCAAAAAACAAUCAAAAUAUCGAUCACUUCGUUCGAUGCUUUACGGCCUGAAUAUGAAACAGUAA
Messenger RNA from Brugia pahangi, 246 nucleotides. The record is from the annotation of a GenBank genome assembly. NCBI's taxonomy places the organism in Eukaryota, Metazoa, Nematoda, Chromadorea, Rhabditida, Onchocercidae.